This is a messenger RNA of Oxyura jamaicensis (ruddy duck), 1708 nucleotides long. It is a transcript of the gene MICU1, whose product is annotated as mitochondrial calcium uptake 1. The coding region runs from base 584 to 1693 and encodes 369 amino acids. The transcript has 11 exons. Gene Ontology annotation, molecular function: calcium ion binding. Lineage: Eukaryota; Metazoa; Chordata; Aves; Anseriformes; Anatidae. The record is from RefSeq and is a predicted model, not a curated record. Gene Ontology annotation, cellular component: uniplex complex. Gene Ontology annotation, biological process: mitochondrial calcium ion homeostasis; calcium import into the mitochondrion.
CAACCCCCGGGGCAUUAAAACCCCUUUAAAACACAUCUUAUGAGGGGGGAGCCCCCUGAAGCCUCCCGUUUCCCCCUCCUGACACUGCUGCGGGUGGCGUCAGUCCUGGGCACGGCCUGGCUGCGGGCUCUGGGAGGGUGUUCUCCCAGUAAAAGCCCUCCAAGAGCACAAACGUUGUGUGUCGGUGAGCAUCUGGGUGCUGGAUGUUAAAACAAGUUCCCCCCGGGAGCCAGGCACUUGAGAUUAUUUUGCCGUGGCUUGGUGACUUGUGUCUGAAAAAGAGCCUGAGUGCCAGGAAAGAGGCUUUCUUCAAGUCCUUGCUACUUCUAAAAUUAGCUUACUUUCUCUUUUUUUUUUUUAUGUUAUUAGGUAUCCUAAAAGCUUUUAGCAGCUGAAACCCCGCUGCCUGCUUUUUGGCAGCUCCCGGCGCGCCGUCCAGCUGGUUGUUGGUAAAUGCCUGUAUCGACGUGCGAGAGGCAGGCGAAAGUGCGAGAACACACCCCUACAAUCACAGAGAGAAUUUGUUGCACUCUUCAUGACUGCUUGACCCACCAACAGGGAGCGAAUACGCUUACGAGACAGGAUGUUUCGUCUUCGAUUUCUUCCUGUCGCAGCAGGGCUGGCUGCUGUUUCGCGGCGUUACCACGGGGCAGCACAUCACCCCAGGACCAGGCGUAGGCUCGUGGUGGCGGCUUUCAUAGGGACGACUGCGGUGACAGCAAGCGCCAGGCUCCUUUGGCAGAGAGCCUAUGCAGAAGAGUCAUCCUCCGUGAAACACGACACGAGGACAGAGCCCAGCGAGAAGGCGAAGCACCCUGAGGAGGAGGAGAGCAGUGGCGAUGAGGGUGGAAAGGCCGUCGCCUCGGGCAGCGAGGAGGCUCAGGCAGAGGGCAAGAAGAAGAAACGUUCGGGCUUCAGGGACCGCAAGGUGAUGGAGUAUGAGAACAGGAUCAGAGCCUACUCCACGCCAGACAAAAUCUUCCGAUACUUCGCCACUUUGAAAGUGAUAAAUGAGCACGGCGAAUCUGAGGUUUUCAUGACGCCGCAGGAUUUCGUGAGAUCGAUAACACCUAAUGAAAAACAACCAGAAAAUCUGGGGCUGGAUCAGUUCAUAGUGAAGCGCUAUGAUGGGAAGAUACGGGUUAAGUUUUCAUCUAAAUUAUUAGCUGAGCUCCUUCCCAAUCUGCAGCCCCACGAAAUGAAGUUGUCCCAGGAGCGAGAGAAGUUUGCUGAUGAAGACAGCAUCUUCUAUGCACUCGGAGAAUGCGGACUCAUUUCUUUUUCUGACUACAUUUUCCUCACGACAGUCCUGUCCACUCCCCAGAGGAAUUUUGAAAUCGCCUUCAAGAUGUUUGACCUGAACGGUGAUGGCGAAGUGGACAUGGAAGAGUUCGAGCAGGUCCAGAGCAUCAUUCGCUCCCAAACCAGCAUGGGGAUGCGCCACAGGGACCGGUCAACCACCGGGAACACCCUGAAGACCGGCUUCAACUCUGCGCUGACGACGUACUUCUUCGGGGCGGAUCUGAAGGGGAAGCUCACCAUCUCCCACUUCCUCGAAUUCCAGCGCAAGCUGCAGCACGAUAUCCUCAAACUGGAGCCCAGAAAUCGCACACCAAGUGCGUCUGCUGCCUACAGGAGGGAGUCGCUAACAGGCGCCAACCCUGCUGUCGAUGAGUUUCUGUGUGUGCCGUAGGAAACAAUACCUGCA